This is a messenger RNA of Oreochromis aureus, 2900 nucleotides long. RefSeq names its product transmembrane protease serine 6. Gene Ontology annotation, biological process: proteolysis. Bases 162 to 2618 code for a protein of 818 amino acids. Gene Ontology annotation, molecular function: serine-type endopeptidase activity; protein binding. The transcript has 18 exons. Lineage: Eukaryota; Metazoa; Chordata; Actinopteri; Cichliformes; Cichlidae. The record is from RefSeq and is a predicted model, not a curated record.
ACCUUUGGACUUACAAACAGAAAGGAGACUGCUCUUUGUCUGUCAGAGCAACAUGUGCGGCUCUGUGAUUACCAAAGAUGGCUGGUAAAAGACUUUUGGUUGGAAAUUCAGAACUCAGCGAACCCUCAUAGAUGUCAAGAUGAUUUCUCAAGGACCAAGAAAUGUGGUGUAAUGCAAUGGCGCUUGGCCACGGGUCAAAGAAGUCAAUUUCCUGUGACCAGGGGAUCACAGAUGUUUCUCUAAGCAAUGGGGUGGGAGCUGCUACACAAACUGUGGGUCCGCCCACUAGGAAGUCUCGGUCCUGCAAGUGCAAGUGUGUCCUUGCCUUCCUCAUCAUCCUCAUUGUCAUCCUUAUAGUUGCAGCAGCAAUUUUGGCUUGGUAUUUCCUGGAGUACAAGGUUUGGGUGUUAGAGGCUCGUGUCCAGCAGCAGUACACUGCCUACUUAUCCAUCCUCAACAGGAACUUCUCUACUGAUCUGUCCUCUCACAACAGUCCCGUUUUCAAGAAAGAAGCCAAGGGCGUCGAGAGGAUGGUAGAGAAUAUUAUGAAAGGUUCGAGUCUUUCUCGAUACUUCAACUGCACCACUGUGUUUGCCUUUGGGGAAGGAAGUGUUGUGGCUCACUUCUGGAUAAUGCUGAACAUACCCAGCAGCCAUGCUGAUGGAGUCACGCUGGAGAAGGUCAGCAGGAGCCUGGUGGAGGGCCUGAAGGGGUACAGCAGGUCAAAGGUGGAAGAGACAGCCAGCUUUGAUGGAUACCUGUUCCAUCUCCCUACACUAUCUGUCAGUGAAACUGACCCCAAAGUUGUAAAACUUUUGAAAGCCUCAUUUGACUGCUACCGCUAUCAAAAGGUGGUGUCCAGCAGCCCCGUUCUGCUCCGUGGCCCUAACACACAGCGUUCCUCCUGUCUGUGGCACCUCCAGACCACCCCAGGCUCCCAGCUUGAGCUCCAUAUGGAGUGGCUGCUUCCCGAGUGCAGUGACAGACUGCUGGUGUACAACUCGCUCACCCCUGCUGAUAAUCAUCUCAUCACAUCUGUGUAUGGCUGCAGCAGACAUGAGCACGUGGUCCGUGUCCUGUCAUCAGGAGAGUGGAUGACGGUGGUUUGGAAACAGGGUCUAUACAAUUACAAGGAAUCCUUUUCUUUGUCUGUGCAGGCUUGGGAACACCACGACUGUAAUUCCACUAUACAGCUGGAGGCAGUAUCAGGGGUCCAAGGGACACUAAAGACACCUUUCUUUCCCAGCUACUACCCUCCUGACACCAACUGUACCUGGAGCUUUACUAUGCCCAGUGCAGGGAUGGGCUUGUGUUUGACAUUUGAGGGCUAUGAGCUAAGCAGAGCCAGCUACAACCAGGCCUGUACCCAGGGACAGUGGGUCAUCCAGAAUCGCAGACUGUGUGGCACCAGAGCUCUGCAGCCCUACAGCGAACGUCUCUUCCUGCUCUCUAUGACAACCACUAUCUUCAUGACAUCUGAGGUGUCACUCACAGGGCCGGGCCUUCAGCUGCAAUACAGCGUCUUCAACCUGUCAGAUCCUUGCCCAGGACAGUUCCUGUGCACUGUGAAUGGUCUCUGCGUGCCCAUCUGUGAUGGAAUCAAGGACUGUCCCAAUGGCCUGGAUGAGAGAAACUGUGUAUGUGUGGCACAAUACAAAUGUCCAGAGGACAGUCAGUGUGUGGACUACUACAAAGUGUGUGACCAACACCCAGACUGCCCUGAAGCUACCGAUGAGAUGAACUGCACUGAAGGCGUGCAGUGUACAGAUAUGACCUAUGUGUGUGCCGACGGAACGUGUCUGAAGAAACCAAAUCCUGAGUGUGACUUUGUCACUGACUGCCCUGACGCCUCCGAUGAGAAACAUUGUGAGUGCGGCCUGAGGCAGUUCUCCAGCCGCAUUGUUGGGGGAACGGACGCCUCAGAGGGGGAGUGGCCAUGGCAGGCCAGCCUGCAGGUGCGGGGUAACCACAUCUGUGGUGGCGCUUUAAUCGCCAGUCAGUGGGUGUUGUCGGCUGCCCACUGUUUCUAUGACGACCGUCUCUACUCCCCCUCAGUGUGGACAGUCUACCUUGGCAAACUUCUGCUCAACCGCAGCAGCCCUACAGAGGAGGUGGCACGGGUUCAACGCAUCCAUCUUCAUCAUUACUAUGACGAUGAGUCCCACGACUACGACCUGGCCCUGCUCAAGCUGGACCGGCCCGCCGCUGCGCUGCUGGCUGGGCAUGCUCGACCCACCUGCUUGCCCCCACCAACGCACCAGCUGGAGCCAGGCCUGCUCUGCUGGGUCACUGGGUGGGGGGCACUCCGUGAGGGGGGCACAGCCAGUAAUGUGCUUCAGAAAGUUGAUGUGCGCCUGGUUAGCGAGGAAUCCUGCAUCCGUUCCUACGGACACCUGGUUACUCCCAGAAUGCUUUGUGCCGGUUACCGCAAUGGAGGGAAAGAUGCAUGUCAGGGAGACUCGGGCGGUCCCUUGGUGUGUCAGGAGCCUUCAGGUCGCUGGUUCCUGGCCGGGGUGGUGAGCUGGGGUAGAGGCUGCGGGCGUCCAGACUACUACGGUGUCUACACUCGCAUCACCAGGCUCACCAACUGGAUAAAGCAGGUCAUCAGCAGCUCCUGAGUCACUGAUGUCAUACUUGCACCAGAACACCAAGUCGGGAGAGAGUUAAAAAAUGCCUUAAGGUGUUCACAGAUGACCUGAGACUGGUUCUUAUCCAAACAACUGUGAAAUGUUAAAGGCUUUUUUCCAAAGUACCAAAAGUAAUAAUAUACUGAAAUGAUACACCUCUAAUAAAUGAUAGUAAAAAACGCUUUAAAAUUGUACCCAGCGAACUUGAUAAAAUCAUUUACAAGCUGAAUCUUCCUCUUUUGAAAGAUAAUAAACUUCACACAUAGUCUCAUA